Molecule: messenger RNA, 1380 nt
Organism: Gastrolobium bilobum
Lineage: Eukaryota; Viridiplantae; Streptophyta; Magnoliopsida; Fabales; Fabaceae
Product: rhodanese-like domain-containing protein 4A, chloroplastic
Exons: 4
Coding region: 34-1140 (368 amino acids)
Source: RefSeq, a predicted model, not a curated record
CUUUAGUGAGGUGUAUGCAUUUCGCACCCUCUCAUGGAUUCACUUUCUCCACUCCUCUCUUCUUAUCCUUUCCCUAACAAAAACCACACCAAAACCCAGAAACUCCAUUCCUUCAAACUCUUCUCUCUUCUCUCAAACCAUAACCCAUCACUCUCUACAAUCCUAUCUUCUGCAUCUUCUCAACAACCCCAUUUUCCCUUCACCAAGAAAAACACACUUUCUGCAGCACCCCAAACACAUUCCUCUAACUCACUUCAAAACCUUCUCUUAGCAAGUUCUUGUUUUUCAUUUACAAUGAUUGACAUCUUCACUCCAUUUUCAUGCCUUGCUGUUGAAGCCACAGCUCCCACUUUGGUUGAGUCAUAUGCAGGCAAAAUCAACUUGGAAUCGAUUCUGGUUUCAAUUGAUGACUUUUUCAAUCGAUACCCAUUUUUCGUUGCUGGGUGUACCUUCAUUUGGAUGGUUGUUAUCCCUCUGACAGAAGAGUAUUUCAAGAAAUACAAGUUUAUUUCAGCCAUUGAUGCAUUCAGGAAGCUCCGGGAUGACCCUGAUUCUCAGCUCUUGGAUAUAAGGGACAGGAAGGGCGUGAGGUUUCUGGGGUCUCCCAAUUUGAAGAUUUUGAAGAAGGAAGUGGUGCAGGUUGAGUUCACUGAUGAAAAUGAAGAUGGGUUUGUGAAGAAGGUGUUGGAGAGAUUCAAGGACGCGCCAAACACUGUUAUCUGUGUUUUGGAUAGUUUUGACGGUAAUUCUAUGAAAGUUGCUGAGUUACUAUUCAAGAAUGGUUUCAAAGAGGCCUAUGCAAUCAAAGGUGGAGUUAGAGGCCAGAAAGGGUGGAUAGCUAUACAGGAUACUCUUUUGCCCCCUUCUGUGCAUAUAUACAGAAGGAAAAAGACUAAAGCUUCACAACAACUCACUACAAAUGGAAAUGGAGCCAUUCCGCAAAAUGCUAGCAAUAAUGAGAGUGCCUUAUCCCCAGAUACCCCUGAAAAUGGAAACCAAAAGACAGACAAUGGUCAUGUGAAAAGGUCUGUAGAGUCUGUUCCCGAAGUGAAAAUUGGUUCAGUAGCUUCCUCCUCUCCCUAUCCCAAUUACCCAGAUUUGAAGCCACCAUCAUCCCCAACUCCAUCAAAGCCACAAUAAUGAUGUGAAGAGAGAAAUACAAAUACACAAUCUGGUGACUGUCAAAUUGUUUAAUUUCUAAUAUUACAAUUAUUCCUUCUUUCCUUUAUGAGUUUAUGUUGAGUUUUAGAGAUAUAAUGCAAAGUACGUAACCAUAUACUGUGUAAACUGAAUCAAGUAGUAUUUGUUGUACCCCAGCCAAAAGACUUGGUUGCCAAUGCAGUGAUUGUAGCAAAAUUUUAGCAGCAAUGAGAAGUGAAU